Molecule: messenger RNA, 3930 nt
Organism: Solanum verrucosum
Lineage: Eukaryota; Viridiplantae; Streptophyta; Magnoliopsida; Solanales; Solanaceae
Product: putative late blight resistance protein homolog R1B-16
Exons: 2
Coding region: 1-3930 (1309 amino acids)
Biological process (GO): defense response to other organism
Molecular function (GO): ADP binding
Source: RefSeq, a predicted model, not a curated record
AUGAAUCACAAAGACAUCGAAUGUACGUUUGAUCACUUAAGAAGGAUCAUGAGUGGAGGCAAUCUGAACAGCGUCAAGAUUGAUCAAAUCGAGACACUUGAAAUGGAGCUAAGAUUUUUCACAACUUUUCUCAAAUACCAUCAUGUUCUUUUGCCCGAUUCCUUAGUCAAAAUCACAAAGAAGGCCCAAUUGAUUGCGGAAAUGCUUCAGUCAUUUCUUGGUGGAAUUCCAAAUGAAUAUCAAAUUAAACUUAAUAUCGAAAGGCUAGUAUCACAGUUGUGGGAACUCACAGAAGGUAAUACUAGUUUAAGAUACAAUUACGAGUUUAAUGAUUCCUACCUAUUGGAAUAUAUGGAUUGCCUCGACAAAAAUCUAAAUGAUGUACCAAUGUGUGUGGAUAGGUCUGACCUUUCUCUUAAGAAUGAAAAACUAAUCCUUCAGGAAAAUCGAUUUUCAAAGCAAGUGAAAAUCCUUCAAAAGAAAAUGAGAUUCUUGAGAUACUUAUAUGCCACUGAGAUAAGAGGUUAUGUUGACCAUGAGAAGCUGGAAUGUUUGGAGAUUCUAAUUCAUUUCAUGGCUAACGAUGUGGCACAGUUCUGUCUUGCUGUUUGGGUUAACGAUGGAGAUGAGGUUGAUGAUGAUAUAGCUUCAGAUGAGGUUGAUGAUUAUCUAGGUCCAGUUGAGGAUGAAGAUGAAAUAGAUGAUAUCUUGAGUAGACCUCCUUAUCUGUUAUGCUUGAUUGCGCUAGUGGAGCUGGAAAUGAAGAAGAUUUUUCAUAGUGAACUAAAGGCUUCAAAGUUUACUCAAUCAAGAAAUUUCAAGGACAAGAAAUUACCAAAAGAAUUUUCUAAACAUCUCUACAAUCUGCUGAUGAGUCUCAGAAACAAAAAGAUGGAGAACUUUUGUAAUAAUGUCUAUGCUCGAAAUAUUGAUGUGGAGAUAGAGUUCUUAUUGAUUUUUCUUUCUGAUGUACCAAAUAGGUUUAUUAAUGGUAAGAGGUUGAAAGAGAUCUUGGAAAAGGCGGGAGUUCUUGUGGGUGAUGUUCUAUAUGUAAUUCAAAAGAUUCUUCCCAGCUCUAUAAUCAAAGAUGAUAGUAGCAAGAUAAAUCUUUUCACGAAACAGAUAUUGGAGAAAACUGAAAAUCUGAAGGCACAAGUGGAGAGGUACUACAGAUCCUUCAAAUUCAUUCCAUCUCAGUUUCCCGCUGUUGGUGGAUUGAGCUUUUUGGUCUCUCUUUUGAGAAAAAUGAAUGAGAUGUUGAAACUUGGAUCAGGUUUAAAUUUCAUGAUAAAACCUCAUAUUGUUAUUUUAGAGAGAGAGCUCUCAUAUCUAAAUUCCACUUUCAGAGAUAUUGAGAAGCUGCAUCAUGAACAUGAAGAUAUUCUGAGAGCUACUAUCAAUUUGGCAUAUGAAGCUGAAGUUGCCAUUGACUCUAUUCUUGUUCAAUAUAAUGGUCUUUGGCAUAUUUUUUGCUCACUUCCUGCAAUCAUAAAAGAGAUCAAGCAUAUUAGUGUGAAGGUGACCGAGAUGAGGCUUAAGAACAUUCCUCUUAAACCCUUCUCUAUGGUUGAGCCAUCUAAACAUAUACCAGAUCAACAUCAUAAUAGUCUUAUGAAUGAUGAGGAUAUAGUGGGUUUUGGGAUAGUAGCAGAAAAAAUGAUUCAUUCUCUUACUCGAGGGACAAAUGAGCUAGAUGUCAUACCAAUUGUGGGAAUGGGUGGACAAGGUAAAACAACGUGUGCUAGAUUGUUGUAUAAUAACAAAAUCAUUGUUUCUCAUUUUGAUGUUCGAGCAUGGUGCGUCAUUUCUCAAACAUAUAAUCGGAAAGAGCUAUUACAAGAUAUUUUCAGUCAAGUUAUUGGUUUCAAGGUCAAGGUAGAUGAGGUUGGUGAACUUGCUGACAUGUUGCGGAAAAGCUUAUUGGGAAAGAGAUAUUUCAUUGUCUUGGAUGAUAUGUGGGAUGGCAUGGCAUGGGAUGACUUAAGAUUAUCUCUCCAAGAUGGUGAGAAUAGAAGUAGAAUUGUAGUGACAACUCGACUUGAGAAAGUAGGUGAGUAUGUCAAGCACCAUACUAAUCCUUAUUUCCUUCCAUUUCUCACACUAAAAGAGAGUUGGGAAUUGUUGAAAAAAAGGGUGUUUCAUAAGAGAUCUUGCCCAUUUGAACUGUACGAUGUGAGUCUAGAAGUGGCAAGAAGAUGCAAAGGAUUGCCCCUAGUGGUCAUCUUGGUAGCUGGAAUAAUAAAAAAGAAGAUGGAAGAAUCGUGGUGGCACGAGGUUAAAGAUGCUCUAUUUUCCUAUCUUGGUGAGUCUGAAGAGUAUAGUCGGGAGACUAUGCAUUUAAGUUAUGAUAACUUACCCGAUUAUUUAAAGCCUUGCCUUCUUUACAUGGGGAUGUUUCCAGAGGACCACAACAUUUCAGCAUCUACAUUGACAAAUUUAUGGAUUGCAGAAGGUUUCGUGCAAAACGUUGAAUCUGGAAGAUUGGAGGAAGCAGCUGAAGGUUACUUGAUGGAUCUCAUUAGCAGUAACGUGGUAAUGGUUUCAAAGAGAGGAAGAUAUAACGGUAAAGUCAAAUACUGCCAGGUUCAUGAUAUAGUACUUCACUUCUGCUUGGAGAGGAGUAGAGAAGAAAGGUUUAUGUUGGCUGUGAAGGGGAAUUAUAGCAACUUCAAACUUUCUGAUUGGAAGGAAAGUCGAGUGAGUUUCAGUUUCAGUUAUGAGCUUUCUGAGAUUGCAUCCAAAACACGGAAGCCCUUCCAUCAACACUUGAGGUCACUAAGAAUGACACUAAUUGAAGGUGAAGUUUCUAAUUGGAAUUCAUUUAGCCAGUUUAGUAAAUUGAGACUUCUUAAGGUUUUGAAUUUGAGUUCCCAUAUAGUGGGUCAUUUGUCGUCAGCUACAUUGCAACCACUAAUUCACCUGAAGUACUUAGCAGUUUGUGCAAGGAAAUUCGAUUUUCAUCCCGAAUCACUUCUUCCCCAUAUAGAAACGUUAAUUGUGCUGUGUCCAUUCAUGCAUACAGUGUUACCACCGAUUUUUUGGAAAAUGAAAACAUUAAGGCAUGUUGAGAUUAAUGAUGCUGUUUUUGAUUUGAAAAACAACAAGAAGUGGAUCUCUGAAGAAUCCUCUAAAUUGGAAAAUUUGAGGCUAUUAAAGCAAGUUGCAAUUAAAAUUGGUGGUGAUGAUAAUGUCGAUGUAUUAUUACGGAGGUGUCCUAAUCUUCAAGAACUUGAGAUUGGUAUCUUGUGCGAUGAAGAUUCUGUAGAGAUUUGUCAAUUGGAAAGUCUUACACAGCUUCAAAUACUUCGCCUUUCCAUUGACUCGUUCCGGUUAAAUGUAUCCAAGUUACACUUGCCUUCAAAUUUAAAAAAGUUAGUACUAUGGGGGGCUCGUAUAGAAGACAUAGUUUCUUCCAUUGGGGGACUUCCAAGUCUGGAGUAUCUCCAGUUAGUGCUUCCAAUUUUUGUUCAAUUAAAAGAGUGGUGCCUUGGAGAUGUCACAUUCCAUAAACUAAAGUUGUUGAAAUUGGAGUACUUAAACAUCUCAAGAUGGGAUGCCUCUGAGGAAUCUUUUCCCCUGCUUGAAAGGCUUGUUAUAAAAAAGUGUCACGAGCUCGAGGAGAUCCCACUUGGCUUUGCAGAUAUUCAAACACUGAAACGGAUUAAGUUGGUUCAGUGCAAGAACAAAUCUCUGGAGGCUUCAGCUUUGAAAAUUAAGGAAGAAGCCGAAGCUAUUGGAGGAAGCGACAUAAUUGACCUCAUAGUGAAAGUAAGUGGAAACAAACUCUUAUGUGAAUCAUUUGAGUUCUGUGUUGGUCAUGGAUGUUUUAAAUUUGACAAUUGCUUAGAGUCUUCGACGACUGCAGAAAAAGCAGAGGCAGAGUGCAUAGAGUUCAUUCAUCUUGCACCUUUGAUGCAGCAUAAAGCAUGA